GUCAAUUGAUGGUGGAAACAACAGCGUUGUUUUAAGUCAGUGCUCCGGGUGAUUCUAAGUGAGGCCACAGUUAAGUAGAAAGGCUUCCUUUUAAUUUCUGAGAAUUGAGAGCAGGCUUCGCCUUAGGAGGGGUAAUGGUCUCCACUACCCGAGUCAGGAGGGUUAGGGCCACAGCACACGGGGCCUAGGCUGUAGCUGAAUCUGUGAGCAUCUGGGGGAGGGGAGGGCCCUGGAAGCAGAGAAGGAAAAAUCAGUUCCUGAUUUCCAACUGGGAGUUCACAGCUUCUCAACAGCUCCACACCCAAAGGACUAGGAAGUUGGGCUUUUUGUGCAUUUCAAAGUCCUGCCUGCAGGGGAGCAGUUUAUAGGUGGAGAGACUUGGCUGCCUUUAAAGGUGUGUUCUCCUGAUGCAGCUGGGACUCCUCCACGGAGAUCUUGUGAGAGAGCUCGCUAGAGGCCGAGGUGGACGGAGCAGAGAUGGCGGGGUCUCAGGGGCUGCUGACAUUCAGGGAUGUGGCCAUAGAAUUCUCUCAGGCGGAGUGGGGAUGCCUGAACCACACUCAGCGGGAACUGUACAGGGAUGUGAUGUUAGAGAACUAUGGAAACCUUCUCUUCUUGGGCCUCAUUGUGUCAAAGCCAGACCUGGUCUCCUUUUUGGAGCAAAAGAAGGAGCCUUGGAGCGUGAAGAGAAAGAAGAGAGUAACCAUCCAUCCAGCCGUAUCCUCUCAUGACACACAGAGCUUGCUGUCAAAGCCAAGUAUCGAAGCUUCUUUCCAAACAGUGUCAAUGGGUAGAUUAAAAAAUAAUGCCAUUGAGAAUUUACACUUCAUGACAGACUGGGACAAUGAUGGAGAGAGUGAAUGGCAUCAAACGCAUCAUGAAGGACACAACCAUAUUAAGAUAUCUGCGCAUAAUAAGAAUCUCCCUGCCCAAAAUGGUGAAGGAUAUAGAGCAUUUUCAGUAACCUCCCUUUUUAAGUAUGCUACUUCCACAAAGCAGUGUGUUUCUGAAAACAAAAGCUCAAAUCAAAUGUUCAAACUUACAUAUUUAGGGAACGAUGACAGUUUGGAAAAUCUGGGAAGUUACCUAGUCCAUCCUGAAAAUAAUUAUUUGAACCCUUGUGAAAAAAGAAUUGGAUUGACUAUUCAGUCAAAUAUUUCUACAAAUCAGAGAUUUAAAAAUGAAGAACAAAGUGCUAAACAGGAUCCAUUUGAGAGGUGUUUCACUAAGGAGUCGACCCUACAAAAUUACAAGAGCGUGUUCAAUGGAGACAGAGUUGCUCAAUGCAGUGAAUCUGAGAAAACAUUUAACCAGGGCUCCAAUGUUAGUCAAUGUGUGAGGACUCAGUUUCUAGGGAACCAUCAUGAGGGUAGUAAAUGUGGGGAAGUCUUUUAUCAAAACUCUAACCUUAGUACACAUAAUAGUAUGAAUAUAGGAGAGAAUCCUAAAAAUGAAUGUGAGAGUGCUCUUUACCAGUCCUCCAAUGUUGAUGAUCAACAGAGAAUUCAUGUGGGAAAAAACCCAUUCAGGUGUAAUCAACCUGGGAACAUGUUUUGUCAAGCAUCAAGGCUAAGUAUACAUAAGACAAUCCAUAGUGGAGAGAAAAGUGACAUUUGUAAGGAAUGUGGCAAAGAUUUUGACUUGGACUCAGUACUACCUCAACGUCACGGAAUGCGUACUGGAAAGGAACCGUACAAAUGUGAAGAAUGUGGUAAAACGUUUAAGGUCUGCUCAUCCCUAAAUAUACAUAGGCGAAUCCAUACUGGAGAGAAACCUUACAAAUGUGAAGAAUGUGGCAAGGACUUUAUCCAGCUCUCACACCUUAUUAAUCAUCAUAGAAUUCACACUGGAGAGAAACCUUAUAAAUGUAAAGAAUGUGGCAAGGCCUUUAAACGUAACUCAAGCCUUACAGAGCAUCACAGAAUUCAUACUGGAGAGAAACCUUACAAAUGUAAAGAAUGUGGCAAAGCCUUUAAGCAGCCUUCAAACCUCUCUAAACAUCACAGAAUUCAUAUUACAGGAGAACGUUACAAAUGUGAAGAAUGUGGCACAGCCUUUACACAUCACUCAUGCCUUACUCAACAUCACAGAAUUCAUACUGGUGAGAAACCUCACAAAUGUAAGGAAUGUGGCAAGGCCUUUAAUAAGCAUUCACAUCUUACUCAACAUCACAGAAUUCACACUGGAGAGAAACCUUACAAAUGUAAAGAAUGUGGCAAGGCCUUUAACCAGUAUUCAAGCCUUUCUAGCCAUCACAGAAUGCACACUGGAGAGAAACCUUACAAAUGUAAAGAAUGUGGCAAGGCCUUUAAACAUGUCUCUACCCUUACUCACCAUUACAGAAUUCAUACUGGAGAGAAACCUUACAAAUGUAAGGAAUGUGGCAAGGCCUUUAAUAAGCUUUCAUAUCUUACUCAACAUCACAGAAUUCACACUGGAGAGAAACCUUACAAAUGUAAAGAAUGUGGCAAGGCCUUUAACCAGCACUCACACCUUAUUAGUCAUCAUAGAAUUCACACUGGAGAGAAACCUUACAAAUGUGAAGAAUGUGGCAAGGCCUUUAACCACCAGUCAAAUCUUACUCAUCAUCACAGAAUUCAUACUGGAGAGAAACCUUACCAAUGUAAAGAAUGUGGUCGAGCCUUUAUCCAGCACUCACACCUUACUACUCAUCAUAGAAUUCAUACUAGAGAGAAACCUACAAAUGUAAAAAAUGUGGUGAGGACUUUAAUCACCUUUCAACCUUUACUCAUUAUCAAAGAAGUCAUACUAGAGCAAAGCUUCAAAGUUUUAGGAUUGUGAGAAAAAAAUUUUUUAAGUUCUUUUAAGCAACAAGAAACUAGACUUGAACGGAAAAUGAUCAAGAUUCUUUUCUUUUACAGUAAUUUAUCCCUUCUUUAAGACAGAUUGCCCUACAUCUAAAACUGUAUACAACAAAAUUAUAUAAGUAUUCCUUUAUUUUACAAUGAUAUGUGAAAAACAAAAAUUAUCCAAUCUAACAAGGUAUGCAAUGUUCUUUUAUAGUUGUUGUCAAACUGUGAGAGCAAAGUAACUCAUGGAAUGUAAAGGUAAGAGCUGAAUAAUCGCAGCAUUAAUGGAAAAGAGUACUUUCCCAGAACCACUUUUCCCCUCAUCCAAUUUCCUCUUGAUGUUGAUCAAACUGUACCAUUGGCCAUUUAGUUUUUUGUGUUUUUUUUUGUUUUGUUUUUUGUUUUUGUUUUUGUUUUUAAUCCGUAUGCUUGUGCAGAGACACAGUUAUCUUAUGUCCAAUAAAGGAAUGGGGAAGGAAAAAAUGAAAGAACAGAGGAAACCCCUUCUUGGUCUGGAGGAGCAAUGUUGUAAAGUAACAGGUUCCCUUUCUAGUAGAUACCUCUCUGGUGCUGGAACCCAUCAGUUGUAUCUUUCUCCUCCGUUUUCCAGCUGUGCAGGUGUGUCUUUUUCCUUUAUUGGAUGCACAUCAAAUCUUGUGACCUAUUGCAUUGACAAACCUUACUGUUCACAAUAGUUUUUCAUUAGUUUAUUAAAUGCGGUAUAUGCUUCUUCAUCUUUAACUGGACUACAAAGCAAUCCUGCCCCAUCACCUUUGAAUUAUUAUGAUCAUUGUUCUCAGUCUUGAUUCCUUCCCUGGGUAUUUCUUCGGCCAUUGAGAGUGGCAGCAUCUCCUCAGCUGCCUCUUCUCAGAACUAUCGGGUUCCCAACGACAGUACACAAAUAGCAGAAGUGGCAGAAGAAGCAACUAUGAGAGGAUUUGUAAGUAUUGCUCUACUCUUACUCCACAUUAGGUAAUUCAUUACAGAGAGUAAUGAAAUAUGUGUAAAGAAUGUGGGAAGGCCUUUCAACAAUGGCAAACCAUGAUUCCUGAUUAGAAAAUGUAUAGCGGAGAGGAUUUUACAGAUACCACAGAAUUGGCAAGCACACUAACCAGUACUCAAGCCUUAAAAUCUGAGGAAAAUCAUUACAACAUCAUUACAUCCAGAUAAACCUCUAAAUAGAAUGCUGGUGUUACUCAACAUCAUAGCUAUCAUACAGGAUAGAAACCAUAAAGUGUAAAAGUUGCAGUUCCUUUAACUGGAAUUCACUCCUGAGUCAAUAUCCCAAAAUGCGGGAUCCCUGGGUGGCACAGCGGUUUGGCGCCUGCCUUUGGCCCAGGGCGCGAUCCUGGAGACCCAGGAUCAAAUCCCAUGUUGGGCUUCUGGUGCAUGGAGCCUGCUUCUCCCUCUGCCUAUGUCUCUGCCUCUCUCUCUCUCUGUGUGUGACUACCAUAAAUAAUAAUAAUAAAAAAAAAUCCCAAAAUGUGUACUAGAUUCAAAACCUACAAAGAGAUGAAUGAGGAAAGACCUAGUUUUUAUAUAUAGACUUUAGAAAACAUCAGAGAUUACAGAAAGGAAAGUAAGUUGAAAGACAUAAAUUUUUAGAAAUGUACUUAUUGAACAUCAAAUGUCAAUAAGUGUCACAAAUCAAUAGAAAGCGAUAUAUAAGUUUCCCUUUUUAGACAGUACUCUACAUCAAAUACUUACAAGGGGGAUCCCUGGGUGGCGCAGCAGUUUGGCGCCUGCCUUUGGCCCAGGGCGCGAUCCUGGAGACCCGGGAUCGAGUCCCACGUCGGGCUCCCGGUGCAUGGGGCCUGCUUCUCCCUCUGCCUGUGUCUCUGCCUGUGUCUCUGCCUGUGUCUCUGCCUCUCUCUCUGUGUGUGACUAUCAUAAAUAAAAAAAAAAAAAAAAAAAAAAAAUCAAAUACUUACAAGGAAUAGUACAAAGUUAAAUGUGAGGAUAAUGUAUUAUGCUUCAAAAGAUACAAGGGAUGGAUUUCUGCAAAGGUACAAUUUCGAUUGCUUGUUUUAUACUGACCCUGUGUGAGCUUGGUGACUAGUACAUUUAAUGCAUUUUGUACUUUAGAAAAUUCAUGGAGGGAUCCCUGGGUGGCGCAGUGGUUUGGCGCCUGCCUUGGCCCAGGGCACGAUCCUGGAGACCCGGGAUCGAAUCCCAAGUUGGGCUCCCGGUGCAUGGAGCCUGCUUCUCCCUCUGCCUGUGUCUCUGCCUCUCUCUCUCUCUCUGUGUGUGACUAUCAUAAAUAAAUAAAAAUUUAAAAAAAAAUUAGAAAAUUCAUGGAUGCCUAGUUGGUAUAUGAAAUUAUAUGGCUGACUUGCUGCAUUAAAGAUGAGAUGCCCUUCUUCCUUAGGUGGGUCUCAUGCAGACCUCAUUUCCCAUUGAAGAUUAACAACAACAUGAAUUAGAAUAUAUGAAGAAAAUCUAAAUGGAGAUACUGUUCAUGGUUAUAACAUUAAGUUACCAUGAAAUAAGUUUUCACAAUAUCAUUCUCCAUUCAUUAAAAAUAAAAAACUUUGUGGAUAGUUUAAAUAAGAUGGUUUGCUAUUUGGUCUUUAAGGACAAUAAGGUGGCAGUCCUGUAAAAUACUGACAUAUCUUGAUAACAGCAAUGGUUAUAAGUUGAAUUCUCAACAUCAGGUGGUGUGGUUCCAAUGAGGAAAUCGGCACAGAUACCACAAAGAUAGUAGAUAAAUCUUCCCUACGAUGGCAUACAAAUGGAAAUUCGUAUUUCUUAAGAGUACUCUCAAUCCUGAAAAAGUUUUAUAUGGAAAUUAAACAGUUAAGAAGUUAAAAUCAACUGUUAAAAGAGGUCUUUCUUUAAGCCUCUUGGUAACCAGAAAGUAAAAACCUGUAGUCAAUACAUAAUAUAUAGGGAGAAAAUAAUUGAAGUAUACACCCACAGAAAAUCACCAAAUCACAAAGAUAAAUAGCAAUGAAGAAGAGAGCAAAUAUUUCUAAAACAGACAGGAAACGAAAGAAUGACAACAGUAACUCCAUACUUUAAUCUCUACUUGUUUAAAUAUAAAGGGACUAAAUUCUCCAAUUAAAAGGUAUGCCUGAAUGGAAAGAAAUAGAAGAGCCAAGUACAUUUUCCUUCAGCCUUAAGAACACACUCAGAAAGCGCAGGUGUGAAAAAAGAUAUACCAUGCAAAUAGAAACCAGAUGAAAUGAGGAUAGGUAUGCUUACAUCAAUCAAAGUAGACUUUAAGUCAAAGACUAGUAAGACACUGCACGGGUCAUUAUAAAAUAAAGGGGUUACAUCAUGCAGUGUUUUUAAUUAUGGUGCAUUUGGGAAAGAAAGAUUCCCCCAUUCUAGUUUUGGUAGGAUUCAAACAGUGUGUUUAUAACUCAUGUCAUACCCCUAUGAAAAACACUGUACUUUCCCAUAAAUUUUGGUGCUGUUUUUCCAGGUACAUCAAUUAUAGCUUAUGUAAUGUUUAUGAACAUCUAUAUCUCCUGUGUCCCCUAAAUGGCUAGUCAAUAGUCAAAAACCUACUCCUGUGCUUUGAGGUUGGGAAAAAGAGAACACUAAAUGACAAUUUGAGAAGGAGUUACUGCUUCCAGAUUUUGAUGUGUGUGGAAAAAUAUUGUUGCAAUGAUAAUCUUGGUAAUUACUGAAGAAGUAGCCAAUGGUUCAUUGAACCAACUAGUAUGGGCUAAUCAAUCUUUUCCCCACAGUAUUCAGUUUUCUAUCUCUGGCUAUUAUACAUUGCAGAUUUUUUCACAUGUAAUUUAAUUUACAUUCUCUGCUAUUUAAAGUCUCCAAAUAACUUACUUGUCCUUUCAGGUAGGUUAUUAUAAUACCCCUUUGUAAGAUUCCUGAUAUUAUUCCUGGGCAGCUAUUCUUUGUAUACAAUGUAAAUGAGAGGCUUUGUAUGGGUCACCUUUACAGUGCUUGUGAUUGUGGCUUUAGUUCAAGUUGGAUUCUUUCUGAAAUGUAUAUCUUCACAUAAGAAAAACCUUACAUUAUGCUUUGAUUUUUAGACUAACUACAUUACAUGUGACUAAAGUACACUAUAUGUGCAUUUAUUGAAAAUAAAACAUUUACUCAUUUAUUGUUGGCAAAAGCUGGCUAAGCACAUGUACCUAUGAGUUUGUAUUAAAGCUGUAGGUUUGUGUAUUUAUUUAGUGUCUGUAUUAAGAGGACAUUUACCUCUGAUUACUGCUUUUUGCUCCUUGAGCUACAUAAUACUGCUUGUGCUUACAUUGUGGUGUCAAUUUGGUCAAAGGUUGGAUACAUAGGAGUCACCUACUUUUAAAAACGAAUUUUAUUUGAUACAUAGUAAUCUUUCACAGUUUUUCAAAUCAAUAUAACCUACUUUCCCUGAAUAAAAUAAAAUGAAGGAGUUAAUUCGACAAACGCAUGUAAUCUUUAGAAUACUUAUGUACCCAACAUAAAAGUACCCAAAUAUAUAAGCAACAAUGAACAGACAAGAACAGAAAAAGAGACAGCAAUACAAGAGCAGGGGACUUCAAUUGUGCACCUUCAAUAUGGGACAAGAUAAUCAAGGAAGUACCAGACUCCAUGAUAUUUAGCAGAUUGACUUACACCAUUCCACCAACAGCAAAAAACACAUUGUUUUCACAUGCAUUCUCCAAUAUAAAUUUUAUAUUGGGUCACAAAACAAGUCUUAAUAAAUUUGAUUGAAAUCGUAUCAGGCAUCUUUUUCCUACGACAGUGCCAUGAAAGUGGAAGUCAAUUACAAGUACAAAACUAGAAAAAUUAUAAACAUAUGAAAAAUAAAUAACGUGCAAUAGCAUUACUCCUAAUAGCCAGGACCUGGAAAUGACUUGUGUCUCUUUUCAGAUGAGUAGAUAAUAUGGUGGAUAUAUAAAAUAUAUGUUGGCUAUAAUUAACAAUACUAUUUUGGCUAUCUGAAAAUUGCUAGAAAAUUCUUAUUAAUUCUUAUAACACACAAAAUUGUACACUGUGAGGUAAUGGAUGCUAACUAAAUUACUGUGGUAUAUGUUUUGCAAUAUAUAUAUGUUUUUUAUAUAUAUCAUAGUUAAAUUGUACACUUUUACUUAUAUAAUGUCAUGUCAAUAGUAGGUGAAGAAAACUGGAAAAACGUAAGCAGAUUAUUGAUUAGAUAUGAGGAUAAGAUGAGAGUGGUAACAGCUAAAGAGUGUGAAGUUUCUUAGGAGGUAAUGAAAUGUUCUAGAAUUGACAAUGGUUUGCUUAUACCUACAUGUGACUCAGUUAAAAAGCUAUCAAUUGUACACAUUAAGUGGAUAAAUUGUGUGGCAUGUAAGUUAUACCAAAUAAAGCUUUU
Molecule: messenger RNA, 8100 nt
Organism: Canis lupus familiaris (dog)
Lineage: Eukaryota; Metazoa; Chordata; Mammalia; Carnivora; Canidae
Product: putative protein ZNF720
Biological process (GO): negative regulation of transcription by RNA polymerase II
Molecular function (GO): DNA-binding transcription repressor activity, RNA polymerase II-specific
Source: RefSeq, a predicted model, not a curated record